Molecule: messenger RNA, 2624 nt
Organism: Choloepus didactylus (southern two-toed sloth)
Lineage: Eukaryota; Metazoa; Chordata; Mammalia; Pilosa; Megalonychidae
Gene: MMP17
Product: matrix metallopeptidase 17
Exons: 10
Coding region: 984-2477 (497 amino acids)
Biological process (GO): proteolysis; extracellular matrix organization; collagen catabolic process
Cellular component (GO): extracellular matrix
Molecular function (GO): zinc ion binding; metalloendopeptidase activity
Source: RefSeq, a predicted model, not a curated record
GCAUCCCCAGGAAGGACUCUGGUACUUGGGAAAGGGGGAGAAGACUGGCUGGUUCUCUACAGCUAUAUGCAAAUCAUAUGCAGAUAAUUGUGGCCCCGGGGGAUUCUGGGACAGGCAGGAUUCCCCUGGGCAGGAGGGGCUCACAGGAGACACUCAGCAGAGGCUGCAACCUAGGAAGCUUUUGGGGACCCCCGCAGGGAGCAUAAAUGAAUCAAGAGAGCUUGUAAAUGCCCACAAAAAACCAGGUCUGCAAGAUGGGCUCCCAGCAAGCACCCUGGGUUCAUGCCUUCCUUCGGGGCGCACUAUGGGAUUGGAGGGGGUCUCUGCCCUCCAUCAGCUGUCCAGCCUCUGGGGCCGGCGAGUGUGAGGCCCUGCUGGUGACGGAGCUGCCAUCGUAGGAGUGUCAGGACUGAUGGCAGGGCCACCCCCGAGGAUGGCAGGGAACCCCUGUUCCCCAGACCGCCCCCAAGGACGGUGCAGGGGCUGUGGCCUGGGGGCAGGGGGCACGGUCUGUAUCCGGGGUAAAAGGUCACUCUGCACUGCUGCUUCCUGCCCCGCCCCUCAGAGCCAGCCCCCGGCGAUGGCACCUGCCCUGCUGGAGCACCUGGGCCACAUCCUCUUCCCGGCCCUCUCUGGAGUAAGUGCACCUAUUGGUUUAGCAGCUGAGGAUGCAGCCAAGAGAGGGUGAGUGACCUGCCCUAGGUCACCCAGCAAGAGAUGGCAGAGUGGAAUUUGAACCUGGGCAGCCUGGCUCCAGAGCCUGUCCUGUGAUCACUGCACAUUGCCGCCCUCCGUGAGCUGUUCGUGGCCUGAGUCCUAAAACCAGGGUCCGAAACCACCACCCUCCUCGACCCCUGGGCUCCCCGGCUGCCCCUUUCAAGCCAGCUCAGGAGUGGCUGAGCAAGUUCGGCUACCUGCCCCCAGCAGACCCCGCAGCAGGGCAGCUGCAGACGCAAGAGGAGCUGGCCAAAGCCAUCACUGCCAUGCAGCGUUUCGGGGGCCUGGAGGCCACCGGCAUCCUCGAUGAGGCCACGCUGGCGCUGAUGAAGACGCCGCGCUGCUCCCUCCCGGACCUCCCCGCCGUGGCCCCGGCCCCCACCAAGUGGAGCAAGAGGAGCCUGUCAUGGAGGGUCAGGACGUUCCCGCGGGACUCGCCGCUGGGCCGCGACACGGUGCGGGCGCUCGUGUACUACGCGCUCCGGGUGUGGAGUGAUAUCACGCCGCUCAACUUCCACGAGGUGGCGGCCAGCACGGCCGACAUCCAGAUCGACUUCUCCAAGGCCGACCACGAGGACGGCUACCCCUUUGACGGCCCCGGCGGCACCGUGGCCCACGCCUUCUUCCCCGGCGACCGCCACACCGCUGGGGACACCCACUUCGAUGACGAUGAGGCGUGGACCUUUCGCUCCUCGGAUGCCCACGGGAUGGACCUGUUCGCGGUGGCUGUCCACGAGUUUGGCCACGCCAUUGGGCUGAGCCAUGUCGCGGCCCCACAGUCCAUCAUGCGGCCGUACUACCAGGGCCCGGUGGGCGACCCGCUGCACUACGGGCUCUCCUAUGAGGACAGAGUGCGUGUCUGGCAGCUGUACGGCGUGCGAGAGUCCGUGUCGCCCACUGCACAGCCCGAGGAGCCUCCUCUCCUGCCAGAGGCCCCGGACAACCGAUCCAGCCUCCAGCCCGGGAGCGACGUGCCGCACAGAUGUGACGCGCACUUCGACGCGGUGGCGCAGAUCCGGGGGGAGGCCUUCUUCUUCAAAGGCAAGUACUUCUGGCGGCUGACCCGGGACCGCCACCUGGUGUCGCUGCGGCCCGCGCACGUGCACCGCUUCUGGCGCGGCCUCCCGCCGCACCUGGACAGCGUGGACGCGGUGUACGAGCGCGCCAGCGACCACAAGAUCGUCUUCUUCAAAGGAGACAGAUACUGGGUGUUCCGGGACAAUAACGUGGAGGAAGGCUACCCGCGGCCCAUCUCCGACUUCAGCCUCCCGCCGGGCGGCGUGGACGCCGCCUUCUCCUGGGCCCACAAUGACAAGACUUAUUUCUUUAAGGACCGGUUGUAUUGGCGCUACGAUGACCGCACGCGGCGCAUGGACCCCGGCUACCCCGCCCAGAGCCCACUGUGGAGGGGCGUCCCCAGCACCCUGGACGACGCCAUGUGCUGGGCUGACGGGGCCUCCUACUUCUUCCGCGGCAAGGACUACUGGAAGGUGCUGGGCAGUGAGCUGGAGGCGGCGCCCGGGUACCCGCAGCCCACGGCCCGGGACUGGCUGGUGUGCGGGGACGGCUCCGAGGGCGCGGGCGCAGACCGCGAGGACAGGGCGCACGCCCAGAUGGGCCGCGCGCAGGACGGCUACGAGGUCUGCUCCUGCACGGCGCGCGCGCCCCCUCGCCCGAGGGCCCCCGGCCCGCUGCUGGCCGCCGCGCUGCUGCUGCCACCCGGCUUCCUGUGGACAGCGACCCGGGGCCCGGCGCUGUGACGGCCGGGGCCACCGAGGACAAGGACUCAGAGCCCCUGGACCCCCAGUGCCCGAACCAAAAGUUCCUGGAGAGAAGCAGCUCGUGUGUGUGGGAAUCUGCGUUGCAGGUGCGGGAGGGCAGCCUCUCGCCUUCCUGCACUGCUGCCU